UACAUUUGUUGUGUUGUGUGUUGUGUCAUCAAAUAUUUUUAUUAAAAUUAGUUAGAAACAUUUUUAAACUCUCAUUUUUAAGAAUUACCUUACUCUGCCUUGACAAUUAUUUCAAAGAAAAAAAGGUAAUACAUACAUUAUUCUGUAACUUUAAUAUUUGGAAAUGACACGAUUAUAGAAAAUUAUAGCUUUGGAAUAAAGUUGGUUUUGUUUUGUUGCCAAAAUGAACAUGGACAGAUUACAUUCUGUUUUUCGAAAAAGUUUUAAUAGUUUUCUUUUACCUGUUCGUAUGAUGCAAAUAAAACGUCUUGAGUUGUACCAGAACUGUUAUCGGAUCCUCGGCGUUGAAGAAAACUCUGACCAAAACACUGUUCGCAAGGCAUACAUCGAAAUCGUAAAAAAAGUGCACCCAGACAGUGGCCACGAAGAAGCAUCCGCCGAACGUUUUCAACAAGUUGAUGAGGCUUUUAAGACACUCCAGGAGAAAUUCGCUAAAAAUCGGAGGGGAAUAAACGAUGACGAGGAAGAAGAGGAAGUAUUUGAUAUUAAACAUACAGCACCGCAGCAUCGACAAUACCUGAGCUAUGAGGGAUAUGGAUUUGGUACUCCAUUUCAGCGCCAAAAACAGUACCAACAAGUAAAAGCUAUGAAGGCUCAAGAAAGAGUUCUAAGCCACCGCUUGGAGAAGGCACAUGCUGGUGAAAAAACCAUUAUGAAGAAAGGUUCAUUCUUUAAAAAUCACGCAAUUAAGACCAAAUACGGCUUUGAUCGUGUCGUUGAAGAUUUGAUUCAGGAGGCAAUGAACAAAGGUGAUUUUAAUAAUCUAACUGGCUCCGGUAAGCCACUGUCAAACGCACAAUCACAAAACCCUUAUCUAGACUUUACAACACAUAAAUUAAACAGAAUUUUGCUCGAUAAUGGUUUUACACCUGAAUGGAUAAUGUUACAGAAAGACAUAAGAGACUCUGUAGAUUUUCUUAAAAACAGCUUAAUUAAAGAUCGAUCAUACUUUGGUGACUAUCCUUUUGCCAAAGAUCAGGAACAAAUAAGAUGGGAACUCACAGUAUCUCAAUACAGUUCUAAUGUAGAACAAAUAAAUAGGGAUAUAGACAAGUACAAUCUUAUUGUGCCCAUUUUACAAAACCAGCUUUUUAGAAUUAGUUUGGAGAAGAUAGCGGACAAAAUUUUAAAAGACGAAACGCUCCCGAGAAAUUUAAAACGAUUGGACGAACAGAAGACACACGAAUCGAAUUCACCUAAGUCUGAUUUGUUUAGUUUCAUUGGUUCUUUGUUUUAGUUCAAGAUUUUAAAAUAUAUGUAUAUAUGUAUAGCUACCAUUUAAUAUUAUUAUGUUCGUUAAUAAAAUAAUUUUUCGUUGAAAAGCUUUGUGUUUUGGUUUUAAUUAAGUAGGACAAGUUUUAAAUUUCUCUAGAAGUAGAGAAAAACAAGAAUUUUAGAUAUGGGUAACUAGGCUA
Eupeodes corollae is the source of this 1475-nucleotide messenger RNA. Its product is annotated as dnaJ homolog subfamily C member 28. The record is from RefSeq and is a predicted model, not a curated record. Lineage: Eukaryota; Metazoa; Arthropoda; Insecta; Diptera; Syrphidae. Bases 224 to 1297 code for a protein of 357 amino acids. The transcript is spliced from 2 exons.